Messenger RNA from Elaeis guineensis (African oil palm), 3770 nucleotides. The record is from RefSeq and is a predicted model, not a curated record. Lineage: Eukaryota; Viridiplantae; Streptophyta; Magnoliopsida; Arecales; Arecaceae.
AGCUUCCAAUUGCUGCUUCUUGCUGGAACCUAGCGGCCGACCCCUUGCUUUCUUCAUGGCUUGUGCUGCAGCAGUGGCGGCAGCAGAGGAAGAAAGCGAGAACCCUCCGGCAGCCGCCGGUGGAGCCGACCCGCUCGGGGAAACGGCGGUGAACGGAAGGGCGAGGGCACCAUUGGGCCCGUACUUCCUCGGCCGUCCACGCUUUCGUUUGAACGCCCCUCCGGUGCUGCUGACACCGAGGAUAUGCGGUGCAGCGACGACCGAGUUUCUAAUCCCGAUCCAAAUCCAAACCCCCCAUAUGAAACUCCUCUCCAGAUCCAUCUUAUUACUCCGCCCUCCUCGCCUUCCUCUUCUUUCUCUCACAUACCUCUCUUUUUCCCUCUUUCACACCAUCCCUGCAAUCCCCAACCCGACCCCGCCCCACCACCCUUUGAUCGAAUCCUUCUCCUACCUAUGCCUCCACGGUCCCCUCCCCGCUGCAAUGGCCGCCAUGGCCUCCCUCCAGGCCCAUGGCCUCCGCGCCGAUCCCAUCUCCUACUCCCAACUCAUUAAACUCUGCCUCAACCGUGGCUCUAUCGAUGAUGGCCGGCUUAUCCACCACCACCUAUCCUCUGAUGGGCAUUGCCCAAAAUUGUUCCUUUCCAACACGUUGGUGAGCAUGUACAUCAAAUUCGGCCUCCUGGAUGAAGCACGGAAGGUGUUCGAUGAAAUGCCCGAGAGAAAUGUGGUAUCCUGGACUACCAUGAUUUCGGCGCUUACCAACCUCGAACGAAAGGAGGAAGCUUUGAUGCUCUUAGUCGAGAUGCAGAGAUAUGGAAUUAGACCUAACAUGUACACCUUCUCGUCAAUCCUAAGAGCCUGCAUGGCACUGAGAACCCUCUGGUCGAUCCACUGUUGUAUAAUUAAGUUUGGGUUGGAGUCGGAUGUCUUUGUUAGGAGUUCUCUUAUCGAUAUCUACUCAAAGUUUGGAGAUUUGGAGCAUGGGUAUAGAGUUUUUAGUGAAAUGGUCACGGGAGACUUGAUUGUAUGGAAUUCGAUCAUUGGGGGCUUCGCUCAGGGUGGGGAUGGCUACAAGGCUAUAGAUCUCUUUAUGCGGAUGAAGAGGGCUAGUUUUUUGGCAAACCAGGGGACUUUGACUAGUGUUUUGAGAGCUUGCACUGGAAUGGUGCUGUUGGAGAUGGGGAAGCAAGUCCAUGUACAUGUGCUCAAGUAUGAGCGGGACUUGAUUCUUGACAAUGCUCUACUUGAUAUGUAUUGCAAAUGUGGGAGCUUAGAAGAGGCAGAUGCCUUGUUUCAGAGGAUGCCGGAAAGGGAUGUGAUCUCGUGGAGCACAAUGAUCUCAGGCUUGGCUCAGAAUGGGAGAAGUGCAGAUUCAUUGAGACUAUUUGAAUCAAUGAAAGUCAUUGGGCCAAAACCAAACUAUAUUACCAUUGUGGGUGUUCUGUUUGCUUGUAGUCAUGCAGGUCUUGUUGAAAAAGGGUGGUACUAUUUUAGGUCGAUGGAGAAACUCUUCGGUAUAGAGCCUGGAAGGGAGCACUAUGGUUGCAUGGUUGAUCUUCUUGGGAGGGCAGGGAAGCUUGAGGAAGCUGUGAAGUUUAUUCACGAGAUGAAUUUCAAACCAGAUUCGGUUAUAUGGAGAACUCUUCUUGGUGCUUGUCGAGUUCAUCGAAAUGUGAACUUGGCAGCAUAUGCAGCAAAGGAGAUUCUCAAAUUGGAACCAGGUGAUGAGGGAACUUACAUACUCUUGUCUAACAUUUAUGCAGACUCACGCCAAUGGAGUGAUGUCGAACAAGUGAGGAAAGCCAUGAGAGACCGAGGGGUGAGGAAAGAGCCAGGUCGCAGCUGGCUUGAAGUUGGUAAAAAGAUCCAUGUCUUCAUUGUAGGAGACACGUCACAUCUGAAAAUGGAUUGUAUCGUAAAAGAGCUGAACCGAUUGGUCGGUAGAAUAACUCACUUGGGAUAUGUUCCCAACACAGACUUUGUAUUGCAUGAUCUAGGACGAGAGCAAAAAGAAGAGUCACUUCGGUAUCACAGUGAGAAGCUGGCUGUUGCAUUUGGGGUAAUGAACUCAACAAAAGGAAAGCCCAUAAGGAUCAUGAAGAAUCUGAGGAUCUGCGGUGAUUGCCACACCUUUGCGAAGCUUGUUGCUAAGAGUGAAGGCAAGACCAUUGUAAUACGGGAUCCAGUUCGCUUCCACCAUUUUCAGGAUGGAGUUUGUUCAUGUGGAGAUUACUGGUAACAUUGCCAAAGGAAGAAAGACACAGCACAGAAGAGGUGAAGCUAGUGAGGUCUUAUCCUGCUUUGCUUACAUGAUACCAUAGAGCUCUUCCUACAUGCUGCCAUGAAUAUGUGGUUAGCCUUGCUGAGUUGAUCAAUUAUGAUGGUCAGUCCAAAGCGAUGAUGGAAUUUCAAGAGUUUGCAUAUUGGAAGAAGUCAGGAUAUGGUGUGAAUUUAUCCAGCUUAAUGUUUUAAGGCAAUUAUCACAUCCUUUAAAUUCACACAGCAAGGUUAUAGAAUAUAGCAAAGCCAAAUAAAAGGGAAUGCAAACUUGGUUGAAUAAAAGUGUGAUAAAUACAUGAAAUAGGAUAUUAGAAGUAUUAAAUUUUGUGUUAUUUAAUUUAUAUUCGUUUGAAUUUGAUGCUUCGUAAUCGCUUUUGCAGGUAAUUGGUAGAUUGGGUCCAUUCAAGUUAAUUCAAACUGAUUUAGACCCAAGUAUAAUGGCUAAAAGCAACCACAUCAAGGGGAGGAAGAUCAUCUAAGAGCUUAGAAGUAAUGUUCCAAUCAAUGGCUACGAUUCAUGGUGUCACUCCAAAGAAACCCAAGCCCCCUCAUCAUGCCAAGAGGUCCAGGAGCCCUCUCUCUGUCACUAACACGUGGAAUUGGGCCCAAGUAAACCAAAACCCAUGCGCCAAAAGCCAAAAGAGGUCCACAAGCCAGCAUGAGGUCUACAAGAGGGAGAGUUUGAAGUUUAUGGGGGGCCCAUGGUGUAUUUAAUGCACAAGAAAGAGAAAAGAAUGGUUGGGCGUUGCUGGCUUGGCUUGUGCAGGAGGCACGAUUUGAAUUCACGCGGACUGGACGCAGGCGUGAGCGAUCUGAUGUGGGCGAGGUCACGCGGGUUCAGGGCAUGCGCGCAGAUUGACAGCGGACUGGAAGCCUGGGAUGCGACAAAGUAGAAGAUUUUAGAGUUCUAAAAGAAAACAAAUUUCUAUCCUCUUCCAUUAGUCCCACAUGGAAAAAAUACAAAAAACUAAACAAUCAGUGCUUACUCUUAUGGACUUGAGUUUCAACUUUGGACUACCCAAAACAUGCGUAACUAUAACCAGCACCAUCUAAAUUAAAGUACUUAUUGGAGGUAACACAGAAUGAUGAGAUUGUUUAUUUUCUUAGCUUAAGAUGUCUUGUUUGAGUGAUGCUAGUCUUUUCACUAAUCUAUAUAUAUGCCUGGUUCAAUCUUUACAUACUAAUGAUACUAAUGAUAACAUCUAGUUAUGGGGGUUUAACCUUCAUUUCUUAACAUUUUUCCUUCCUGAGUUUCAAAUUCCUCUUUCAGAGUAAUUUUUUUGACUGUGUCACUGUUUCCUCUCUUCUGCUUUUUAAUGUUUGGUUUUGGAUUUUGUCAGGGUUUUCUAUUCAUGACUUUAUGCUCUUUAAAUGCAUGAUUGGAGUUGCAUGAUUACAAGGACACACAAGAAAGGUGAUGUGAGUCGGAAAAAGGAUAUUGAGAAAGCAUUGCAUGGGGCAGAUUGUGUUUUUCACCUUGCUUCGUAUGG